Molecule: messenger RNA, 1138 nt
Organism: Medicago truncatula (barrel medic)
Lineage: Eukaryota; Viridiplantae; Streptophyta; Magnoliopsida; Fabales; Fabaceae
Exons: 4
Coding region: 408-812 (134 amino acids)
Source: RefSeq, a predicted model, not a curated record
GAAGAGUUAAGGGAAAAAGCUUAUGAUAUACUCAUAAGAUAUCUUAUGUAAAAGAUAGUUUGACAUUAUUAUCUUUUUGCUAUAAAAAUUGCUUAUACAUAAAAGCUUAUGGACUUGUUUGAGCUUAUAUACUAACAUAAGUUUUAUGAUACUGUUUAAAAGAACUUAUGAAAACAACUUAUGACACAAGGUGUUUUCCACUUAAUUUAUAUAUUUAUAACAAUAAAAUCUUAUUUAACCCAAUUACUACUAUUAUUUUAGGUACUAGUAUAGUAUACUGGAUCUCUAAUAUUUUCCUAGCUUUGGUUUUUGAAUAGGGUUUUCUUCUCUCUUUGCGACGAUUCAUAGCCAUUACCGCAACUCUAAAUUAAUUAAUGCGAAUGCGACUAUAGAAGAAGAAGAAGGAGAUGCCGAAUUAUACCGGGUUUGAUCAGCGUUCUGGACCCGCCGGUGGACCUCCCAAUACUCGUCCCUUUUUUGGUUUUUCUCGUCCCCCUCCUCCUUCAACACACAGGGUUAUUGAUCAUUUUGCAGAAGCCAAAGCCAUUAAAAUGGAGCAACAACCACUGAACGCUAGUGAAGCGAAACCAUUGGCGCCAGCGCAACCGCCACUUCACAAGAGCGAUGCAGACGACGACGAUGAGAACGUCAAGCAGCUCGAUGAGUGUUCUUCUCUCUAUCUCUUGAUGCAGGAUUGCAUUGUUCGUAGUAACAGGAACUGGAAAGAAUGCCAAACAGAAAUACAAGCUUUGAGGGAAUGCUCUGAAAACAGAAAGAAAAAUAAACAGGAAGACAGAGUUCAAAAGCAAUGAAGUUUUUAGUUAGUUAUGAGGUUCUCUACUUUCUUCCUAGCCAUUGUUCUUGGUGGCACAUUUUUGUACACAUACACUGCUGUUUCCACCCAUUAGCAUGAAUAUUUUUUGCUAUAAUUCAAUUGAAAGUGAUUGGAAUUGAACUUGGUUGGAACGAGAAGUUUGUACAGCGAUCUAUAAAUAAAUAGUGCUUCCAAUAGGAAAUACCAAUGAUUAGUUUUGAGGUUAGAGUUGUAAACCUCUCUUGUCUUGAUUUUGCUUUAAAUAAUUUGAAUCCCAUAAUUCUAACUAUUUGAUGAUAAUGUGUUUUGAGAAUAAUUUGCCAA